Messenger RNA from Pestalotiopsis fici W106-1, 1332 nucleotides. RefSeq lists its product as uncharacterized. The record is from RefSeq and is a predicted model, not a curated record. NCBI's taxonomy places the organism in Eukaryota, Fungi, Ascomycota, Sordariomycetes, Amphisphaeriales, Sporocadaceae. The coding region runs from base 1 to 1332 and encodes 443 amino acids. The transcript has a single exon.
AUGUCCACCGACGCACCCGUACAACGUAUUCACUUUAGCUUGCCUCCUGGCCUUGAGAGAUUUGUUCGUUUCAAAGACUUACCCUAUGAUAUCCGCCACAAGAUAUGGGAGCAGCUCAUCUACUCGCCUGGAAUCCACUUCCUAAAGUUUGAGCGCAACUUCCCCCUAAUACUACCGCUUGAUGAUAGCUCAUCUUCGGAGGAAGAUACAACGUCCGACGACGGAAGUACUGGGCCUUCUGGCUCCCAGAAUCCACGAAGACAAGACUUGAGCAAGACUAGACCCAAGAUCCCCAAGACAUUCACGGCAACUUUGAAGCCAAUCUUCCCACUGCCCGCCGCAGAUUUGUCCUACCAUAUACAGAAGACAAAGACACUCACCCAAAUCUCCCUUUCCUGUAACGAGGGCGCGUAUGAGGUCAAUCGAAUCAUCUCCCGGCCAGACAACUUGACGCUCGACAAUGGCCGUCUCAUCAGCUUCGCAAACUCAUCCGACAUUGUCUGCAUUGACUACCCAGACAUCUUCUCAACCCGAGGUCUGGGUUCUUGGGCUCAGAGCUUAGACACGUCCCAACUAAACAACGUCAGACGCCUUGCUGUACGUUACCAUCCUGACUGGGAUAAGAAGUACCACUUUUGCCGCAUAUGCGGUCGUUAUCAUCAGUGGCUCCCCAGUCCCCGUAAGGAACAGGUCCCGAGGCGUCACCUUUACCAGUUUGCCACCCUCUUUCCCCGGCUCGAGACCUUCUACCUUCUGGACCAUCUCAUCGUGCGUCAGCCUCCAGGGAUUGAUGUAGAGGAAGAUUCCCGCUGGCUUGGGCCCAGCGACAGAGCUAGGUUGAUGGCCGAGUUCGCUGCCAGCGACAAUAACGAAAAGCGUGGCGAGCGUUUCCAAAGCGGCACAGGCCGUGUCUACUAUGAAGUCGAUCGCAAUAACUGCAACGAGUGCAAGGUGCACAGCCACGUAUUUAAUAUGCUAGAGUGGGUGCAGGAAAACUACGUCGAGAUGUGCGAAAAGAAGCCUCGUGGCAAGCACCAGGAUCCGAAGAGCGUCAAAUUUGCCGUGUUGGCCUGCGAAUGGGAGACGACGAAGCUUGUAGCAGAUAAGAUUGAACAGCCCGAGAAGACACCCACAAGAGCCCAGAAUCACAAGAGGAAGAGGGCCAGGAAGCAAAAACGCAUCUUCAGCCAGGAGGUCUCUGAACUAGAACAGGACAUGGGCUCGCUGAAGCUUGAGACAAACCAGAAUUCUCUUCCAGUGGUAUUUGGAGAUCACGGACAGUCAUCCUAUUUAUUUUCCUUUCGGACAAGAGUCUCAUUUCUAUCACAAUGA